UUUGAUUUUGGUAAAACAACGAGAAAAAGAGAGAAAAUACCCCAUGCAGACAAAAAAGCAAAUACAUAUCACAGUAUGGACAAUUUAAUUCUACCCCAUGCAGACAAAAAAGCAAAUACAUAUCACGGUAUGGACAAUUUAAUUCUACCCCAUGCAGACAAAAAAGCAAAUACAUAUCACGGUAUGGCGAGCCUAUUUCUCUGGUUCAACCCUCCCUAUAAAAAGUUUCCAGAUCCGCGCCUGUCUCAACACAAUAAACAUUUUUCACUUUGAGUAUGUAACGAGAGACAACUCGAAUACUUUCAAACCGAAAGUAAGCAACUUGCACGACAUGAUGGCUGCUGCACUAGGUGGAAAUGUCGACAAAGAACUUGUAUUUAGCUGCCCCAUCUGUUUGGAGCCGGUCAAGACACCCAGAUGUUUGCCGUGUCUACAUACGUUUUGCGAAUCCUGCAUCCAGACAUAUAUUUCUAGCACGGCCAUUCGUAAAGAAGAAGAGUAUCAGAAUAUUGAGUGUCCGGUAUGUCGCAAAGAAACCCGCCCACCAGCAAAGUGUAUGUCGUCGGAAGAAUGGGCCACGAGUUUACCAAUCAACUACCUGGUAAAUGCACUUUCAGUGAAGUCAAAUGAAUCAGAAAAACUUUGCGUAAUAUGCAAAAGGCAAGGCAAUGAUGUAGCUGGUAUUUAUUGGUGCAAAAAUUGUAUGGUGGAAAUUUGUGACAACUGCAAGACAUACCACAGCUUUGUACCAACUCUGGAGAAUCACAAAAUAGUCAAAGUUUCGGAGGCGAAGGAUUGUCUGGAAAUUUUUGAUAUGGAUGAACCGUGCAGCAUACACAAAAAUAAAACCAUUGAAGUGUACUGCGGGGAUCACGAUAAAUUAUGCUGCAGCGUCUGCUUCGCAACCCAACACAGGAGAUGUGAACGAGUCGAAGCAAUAGAGGAUGUUUGUAGCAGAUUUGAUAGGGCUGAUAUAAAACCCAGGUUAGAUAAAGUUUCUAAAUCCCUGGAGAUGCUCGAGAAUUUGCAAGAAAAUAACAGGGAGAAAGUCGACAAACUGAAGGCUCGGAAAGAAGUGAUAAUUAGAGAUGUUGAAGAAAGAAAUGAGAAAGCAAAGAGAGCUCUGGAUAAAGGUUUUGCUCAGUGGAAAAAACAGUUUGAACAAAAGCAUGGAAAUUGUCUUCAAACUCUCGACAUUGCAUGCGACGAGAUGAGAAGGUUUUCCACCACGCUGAAGGAAGCAAGGUUUACAUUUUCUCUUCUGAGGGAGAAGGGGUCACUUAAACAGUUGUUUCUGAUGACACAUAGACUGGAAUCACAGAUUGCGGAACACUUUCACAGACUGAAAUUGAGGAUGGAAGUAGAAACAUUUUUUGACUACCAACACUCCAUGGGAAGUGAAUUAACUGACUUUGUAUCAAAUAAUGGAAAGAUCCCGGAUGUUGAAUGCAUUAAGUCGAUACUAUCAGGUGUAAUUAUGGCACAGCUGAGGAAUGUUAUGUCACCGGAUAGUUCAAUUUCACCCAAACCUUGGUUGGCGAACAUGGAUUUAAUGAAUAUUAUUCCAAGAAAGGUAUCCGAACAUGUUAUACAAGGCUGCGAGGAACCUCUGUAUCAUUCUCUGUAUAGAUACAAUGACACUGUACUGUUGUCAUUGGGUCAAACUAUCCAAAUAUAUGACGUCAGAGGCAAUACUUGGAUACACAAAUACACAGAAGAAUGUGAUGAUAACCCUCAUGCAAUAGCUCAAACCAAUGUCCUGCACGAGGUGUAUGUUGCCUUUGGUACUUAUAUUGCCGUUUACAACAUCAACGAGGAAAAUCAAAUGACUCUCGUGAUAAAAAUACCGAUGAGUCCUGAGGUCACGAUUGAGAGCUUUACCUUAAUGGACGGAUCUGUAAUUUGUGCAGAUGGGAGUGGACUUAAGAUACUAAAUCUGAAUUUUUCCGUGAAGGAAAAACGAAAUAUCAAGAUAGAUGGAGAUAUUGCUUACGUGGCAGCAUCGAACAAAGCAAAGAGAUUUGCGUUUGUGAGGACGACUAUUAAUGGAGAACAAACAGUCACCUCUCAAAAUCUGAGUGGAGACACAUACUUUAGAUACAAAAUGAAACGCCAAGACUUACGUGGAAUAGCAUUUGAUUCGCAGGAUAAUGUUUUUGUUUGUGACUUUUCAGAAAAGAAUGAACUUGUCCAAAUAAGUUCCAAUGGAAAGAAAUUAAGAAGUAUCAGGCCAGGAUUAUCUAACCCUUACAGCAUAACAUUCCAUCCUGAGGGCCACAGAUUCUUGCUAUCAAACAAGAGAAAGGAAUGCUGCAUUUAUGAAAUACCACAGUGAGAGAGGGAUGAAAACGAAAUAUUAACAUUCUCUCCAGUUUACAUACAAACAGUAAACUAAUUUUGAAAAAAUACACUGAUCUAUGGCAUGCAAUAUAAUUUAUGUUAACAUGUAAUAUGAUUUUAUUGACAUGCAAGUUACCAAUAUUUUCAGAUAUUCUGAUUUUAAUAUUGGUAAAUUUACUAACUAACCUCAGUUUCUGAUAUCAUACAUACGUGACUUGCAUGUCUACAUGAUUAUCGUGUAUGUAGAUUUAAUUAUUUUGCAUUUUGACAUAGUUUUCUCGAAAGUUGACAUAAUUUAUCUUGCAUGCAUGGGGCAGAAGUAUGCCACCAUAGUGGCCCCCAAAAAUAAAAUAAACAAAACAAAAACAAACAAACAAACAAACAAAAUAAACCCCCCAAAAAAGAACCCCCAAAACACCCCGCUUAGUAAUAAUCUUUUGAAAUAAAUUUUGAUAUAUUUUUGGGUUCUAGAAUGAAUCGCCUGCUUACUCCUUGUUUCAUCUAACUGGACAGGUAUUCAUUGGUUCUCCUGGGGGCACGAUAUAUAAUUGAACUUGGGUGACCUUGAACCGUUAAUAACUGUAAUUAUAAUUAACGGUUGUGAUACUUUGAUUAUUAACCCAACAUUUGCAUCAUUUUUGUGUUAUCAAUAAAUGAAAUAUCAAGUA
Messenger RNA from Ostrea edulis (European flat oyster), 3008 nucleotides. RefSeq lists its product as uncharacterized. The record is from RefSeq and is a predicted model, not a curated record. Bases 152 to 2335 code for a protein of 727 amino acids. Gene Ontology annotation, biological process: positive regulation of DNA-templated transcription. Lineage: Eukaryota; Metazoa; Mollusca; Bivalvia; Ostreida; Ostreidae. Gene Ontology annotation, molecular function: zinc ion binding; ubiquitin-protein transferase activity. The transcript has a single exon. Gene Ontology annotation, cellular component: chromatin; nucleoplasm.